GAAAUUUCUAUCAAACCGUUCACAGGUAAAAAAAGAAUACAAAUCAGUAAUCCCUGUUGAUAUUUUUGUGUCUAGCAAUUAUUUAAGGUAUCAGUGGAUACAACGGAAGUAAAUAUUAAGAAAAAAAAAACAAAAGUCAAUGUCAAAUGACAAUGACAAUUUGGUUUCCAGCGGAUGGUAAUAUAAUUGUUGGUACCGGUGCAAAAAAGAAGUUAUUUAGUGGUAUUUUAUAGUCAUAAGUAUUUGAAAAUAUUUACAAUGAGUAGAAAAAAGACGAACUUAGCAAACAAAGAUAUAGAACACUAUCUAGCACAGCUGGAAGAUGGUUGGUUGUCAGAAGACGGGCUAGAAGCUGAUGAAUCUGAUGAUGAAGGUCCAUCAAAUUCACACUAUACUAGAGAUGAACUUCUUCAUCUAUUAGCUGAUGAAAAUGAUAAUGAAGAUGAUCAGCAAGUCAAUGAAGAAGACCCACCUCUUGUUGAAGACCCACAGGAAGAAACAGAAAUUCAAAAUAGUUCUCCUAGUGGUAAUGUUUUAAAUUUCGUAUUGGAUAAAAGGAAACUUGUCUGGAAGAAGAAGAACAUGGAAUUUGAUAAAGAUAAUAUUAGGUUCUUAGGUAGCUCAGCUUUUCCACCUGAAAUAGCUCAGCUAGAAACUCCUUACCAAUGCUUUAAGUAUUUUUUUAAUGAUGAUUUCAUACAGAAAAUUGUAGAAGAAACUAAUUUAUAUGGCAUGCAAAAAGAUCCUAAUAACAAAAUAAUAUACACAGGAUUAGAUAUGCAAAAGUUUUUUGGUAUGUUGCUGUUCAUGUCAGUGCAAAAAUUUCAAAAUACCAGAUCAUAUUGGCAUCCUGUUUAUGGUUAUGGCCCAGUUUCUUGCGUUAUGCCAGUUAACAAAUUUGAAAGAAUAAAACUUUCAUUGCAUUUUCAAAACAAUGAUCUUCACAAGCCUGUUGGCCAUGCUGAUCAUGACCGAUUAUUCAAGAUUCGUCCUGUUAUUGAACACCUCAAAGCAAGGUUUUCUACACUACCUAUGGAUCAACGGCUAUCUGUGGAUGAGCAGAUGUGCGCAACAAAGGUUGCACAUUUUCUUAAGCAGUACCUUCCAAAUAAACCACACAAAUGGGGUUUUAAAUUUUAUGUACUCUGUGAUUUAUCUGGGUUUGCACACACAUUUGAAUUAUAUGCUGGACAAGAAAAUACAGGGACAAUGGAAGGAGAACCAGACAUAGGAGCUACAGGGAAUGUAGUUGUUCGUUUGCUGAGAAGUGUACCAAGGUAUCAAAAUUAUAUAGUGUAUUUUGAUAAUUUUUACACAUCACUGCCUCUAAUUUAUUUUCUCGCUAAACAAGGAAUUCACUGUGUUGGCACUGUCCAGCAAAAUAGGAUCCCUAACUCAAAAUUACCAGAAAAAAAAGAGUUCAUGAAGAAGGCAGUACCAAGAGGCAGUCAUGAAGAAAGAACAUCUACAUUUGAUGGGAUUGAGAUGGCUUGUGUCACUUGGAAGGAUAACAAGAUUGUGACACUGUUAUCAACUUAUGUUGGAGCAGCACCAGUGUCUACUGUCACUAGGUAUGACAAGUCAAAAAAGGAAAAGGUAGAAAUUAAUUGUCCACAAAUUGUCCAUGAAUAUAAUAAGCACAUGGGGGGUGUAGAUUUAAUGGACAGUUUUUUGGGAAGGUUCCAUAUUCCAUUAAGGUCUAAAAAGUGGUACUUGCGCAUCUUUUUUCAUCUACUUGAUUUAACAGUGAUUAAUUCAUGGAUAAUGUACAAAAAAAAUGCAGCAAACAGAAAUAUACCCAAUAAAGAUAUACUUUCAAUGGGCAAUUUUCGUAAUGAAUUGGCACAUGUUUUGUGUACUUUAGGAGCUGACACAGAGGUGAAAAGAGGUCGUCCCAGUACCAGUUUUCUAGAAAAUGAGAUAGAGGCAAAGAGGAAGAGGGGACCAGCCACUGUUGCUCCACCAAAAGAUAUAAGAAGGGAUGGAAUAGAUCACUGGCCACAAGUUGGUGGGUCUCUGCGUUGUAAGUACCCCCAAUGUAGGGGGUACUCUACAAUAACAUGUAGCAAAUGUGGGGUGAAUCUCUGUUUGAAUAAAAAUAAUAACUGUUUUGAAAAUUAUCACAAAAACUGAUUAUUUUUUAAUUAUUACAUUUUGUACUGUGGUCAUUGAUACCAAUUGCAUAAUGAUGGAAAUUUACAUCAUAAGGUUUUUUUUAAAAAAUAAAUACUAAAAAAUGUCA
This is a messenger RNA of Plodia interpunctella (Indianmeal moth), 2242 nucleotides long. Its product is annotated as piggyBac transposable element-derived protein 3-like. Bases 259 to 2133 code for a protein of 624 amino acids. The transcript is spliced from 2 exons. The record is from RefSeq and is a predicted model, not a curated record. Lineage: Eukaryota; Metazoa; Arthropoda; Insecta; Lepidoptera; Pyralidae.